GCGAUGAGAUCUCCUCGUCUCUUCGCGCUCCCACGAGAAAGUGGUGGUCAGCUCGACCCGACCGGCCGGCUCCCCGCCUGCCUAUAUAUCUCCACGCCGGAGCGGACACCACCGGAGGCCUCGUCACGGUGGUGCGGCAUCGUCGAUCGUCUACGAGCGCAUUCCGGUCGAGAGGCAGAUCGAGGGGGGUCGAGUCGAGCGUCGAGCGAGAGGGAUUGUAUUGUAGCAGGCAGAUCGAUCGGUGUCUCGAUCGUCGCCGGCCAUGGCGUGGAGGGAGAGCUACUUGGACGUGGUGCUGAUCCCGCUCGCCGUCCUCUUCCCCGCGGUGUACCACCUCUGGCUCUGGCGCACCGUCCGCCGCAGCCCGCUCAGCUCCACCGUCGGCAUCAGCGCCGCCGCGCGCCGCCUCUGGGUCUUCUCCAUGAUGAAGAACAACGAGAAGCAGGCGAUCCUGGUGGUGCAGUCGGUGCGGAACGUGCUGAUGGGCUCCACGCUGGUGGCCACGACGUCCAUCCUCUUCUGCACCGGCGUCGCCGCCGUGCUCAGCAGCACCUACGCCGUGAAGAAGCCGCUCAGCGACGCUGUCUUCGGCGCGCACGGCGAGUACAUGAUGGCGCUCAAGUACGUCGUCCUCCUCCUCGUCUUCCUGCUCGCCUUCCUCAGCCACAGCCUCGCCAUCUGCACGCUCAACCAGGCCUCCUUCCUCGUCAACGCGCUCUCCCCGUCGCCGGGGCUCCACCUCCCGCUCACCAGGGACUACGUCGCCGACGUCAUGGAGAGGGGGUUCCUGCUCAACCUCGCCGGCAACCGGUUCUUCUUCGCCGGCGCGCCGCUCCUGCUCUGGAUCUUCGGGCCCGCCCUGCCGUGCCUCUGCUCCAUGGCCAUGCUCCCGAUACUCUACAACAUCGACAUGGUAGAGUACGUCCAGAAAGGGAGCAGCAAUGGCGAGGCCAGAGUGGACAUGGUGGAUACCGAGAGUGAUCAGAGCACUGAAGUCUGAUGAGCUGAUGAUUGCAAGUUCAGACAGGCAGAAAUUCAAGCAAGAAGCAUCAGCAUGGAAUAUGCUCUACAUUGGUGCCCAUUCAACUGUAGCAUGUUGUAAUUUGUUGGGAUGCAUCUGUGCAAGCCAGGCUUCCUUUUCACUGGCAACUAACUAGCAACUGGCUAGUGGGUUGGGUUGGUUAUUUUCUUUAUUGUAUUUGUAAGGAAUAUCCAUGGCAUAUUGACACGACAAUGCAGUAAUGCUUCAGUCAA
Panicum hallii is the source of this 1254-nucleotide messenger RNA. RefSeq lists its product as uncharacterized. The transcript has 2 exons. The record is from RefSeq and is a predicted model, not a curated record. Bases 263 to 1000 code for a protein of 245 amino acids. Lineage: Eukaryota; Viridiplantae; Streptophyta; Magnoliopsida; Poales; Poaceae.